Molecule: messenger RNA, 30390 nt
Organism: Coregonus sp. 'balchen'
Lineage: Eukaryota; Metazoa; Chordata; Actinopteri; Salmoniformes; Salmonidae
Source: the annotation of a GenBank genome assembly
AUGUCUGAUGGCUUUGGCAGUGCUGCUUUAACUCAGAAGGCAGUCAACACGAUCAUCUCAGACCCAGCAGUGUAUGCCUUGCCUUGCUCUCUGACAGGGAUGCUAAUUGCAGCGAUUCUUCACUCUCAAUGUUUCCAUUACUCAAUGAAGCCAGACAACUGCCAUUAUCCCAGGCUCUCAAACACAAUUUACUGCGUGUGUGUGUGUGUGUGUGUGUGUGUGUGUGUGUGUGUGUGUGUGUGUGUGUGUGUGUGUGUGUGUGUGUGUGUGUGUGUGUGUGUGUGUGUGUGUGUGUGUGUCUCAGUGGUCACAGCCAGGAGGUUGUAUCAUGUCACUGAAGGAUUGUGAAAAGGGGGCCUACAGGUACUGUAUAUAUGGGCAUGAAUGUGGUUUUCCUCUGCGUGUGGGUCGGGAUGAUGGGAAAAGGAGAACGCUGGGUUAAGCACUAAAACGGAGAAACUGAAGUGGAAGAGGAACCUGCGAUGGACUGGCUUUGUGUGAUGAUAUGAGGACUGACCGACAAACUGGAAAAUAGCUCUGCCGUUUUGUAAAUGAACGCACAACUUGUCCUGGGUUUUCACUCUGAAAACAUUUUCUCUCACAAAGGCCAUACAUUGUCUGCUACCACUCACUCACUCACACACGUGAGCCUGCAUGUACGCGCACACACCACUCACUCAUUCACAGAUUUCUCCAUGUUUCCCCUCCUCUCUCUCUCUCACUCAAUCACUCACUCACUCUGCCAUCUCCAUGUUUUAUCCUGUGAGGAGGCAGGAUUAGGAGCCAGGCAGGCUGUGGCCUAUGGAAGGCCAGAUUACCAUCAGUGCAGUAAGAAUUCAGGCCUUAUCUCUGCCUCACAUAACAUAAUCUUAGUUGCAGGAACAAAUGCUUUGACAGUCACACUUGCCUUGCUUCACAUUUAUUAAGAAAAUUACAUUCCAGUCUGCUCUGGAUAUUCUCUCUCCCUCUCCUCUCGCUCUCUGUGAGUGGAGAUUAGUGGAGCUGGGGGUCCAAUUGUUUGGUGAUUUAGAGAAGAACGACCUCGGCCAUGAUGUUUGAUGUUUUGGGUAGGGAACUGUUUCUGUUUGUUCAUAAUCAAAGCUAUUCUCCUGGCUCUGAGAGGGAAAGGCUGGCAGCCCUCUCAUCUUCGCUUUGAUGAUAAGGUUCGUCCUGUCUGAGCAAGAGGGCUGGAGUUGUGGGGAGAAGAACAUAAUUAUUUCUGAUGUAUGACUGUUCAUGAAAACAUGACAAUAUGAAUUUGUCAAUCAAUAAACAAAAUGUCUUAAUAUAAAGUGGUAAGUGUAUGUUACAUAAUCUGGUCUUUUUUGUGCUGGGCCUAAUUGCAGGUAGGAGCAGUAAUGUAGGAUGCCUAGUUUCUAUUGUAAGAGAGUAUGAAGCCCUUUCUUCCUUAUGUUCACUGUAGGACGGAAUUCAUCACUAAGCUUGUGUUUCCACUGUAGGAACUACUGAGCGGGGGGGGGGGGGGGGGGGUUGUAUAUGUCUCUGCCUCUGGUUACAUUUUGUUCCUCCUUGUUUACGAAUCAGUCAUCUGCCGGAACAGCCAUGUUUCUUGGAAUGAUGGUGGGAUGAGGAGGGAGGGGGACUGAUGGAUUGGGGAGAGUUUCCAGGGAUCGUCUCGGCUUCUCUUCCCCCAUUCUCUUCUGUCACACACAAAAAAUGCAGCUGUUCCAUUUAGCUGUCCACAGACACAAAACUUCAAGAGGCUGCUUUCGGAGCUCAAGUCUGAUCUUGCCCUAGCAGAGCUAACACAUGCACGAGUGCACGCACGAUACAACCAGGAGUGUAAUAAGAGCGCUUCCAGUAAACACUGAUUAGCUGAGUGCUGUGCCCUUGAAAAAGCUCUCUUUAGGAGCUCUUUACCACCCCCAAGACACACACAUCACACACACACAUAACCACAUCACUCAUCCUGCUCCUCUAACCUUGUAGACACACACACACAGACCCACUGGCAGAAGCGAGGGGCUGUUGGCCGGCUUCUAGCCCCCUUAGGGUUCCCUUAGAGCUGCUAUCCUGCCUGUUAAAGUCCCUCUCCUGUCCUCGCUGGUCGGUAGUGAAACCUCCCAGCCUGGGGUGUGUACAUACUUUUUGGUAAUGUAGUGUAUGUGGACACCUGCUCAUCGAACAUCUCAUUCCGAAAUCAUGGACAUUAAUAUGGAGUUGGUCUCCCCUUUGCUGCUAUAACAGCCUCCACUCUUCUGGGAAUGAUUUCCACUAGAUGUUGGAACAUUGCUGUGGGGACUUGCUUCCAUUCAGACAAGAGCAUUAGUGAGGUCGGGCACUGAUGUUGGGCGAUUAGGCCUGGCUCGCAGUCGGCAUUCCAAUUCAUCCCAAAGGUGAUUGAUGGAGUUGAGGUCAGGGCUCUGUGCAUGCCAGUCAAGUUCUUCCACACCGAUCUCAACAAACUAUUUCUGUAUGGACCUCGCUUUGUGCACGGGGGCAUUGUCAUUCUGAAACUGGAAAGGGCCUUCCCCAAACUGUUGCAACAAAGUUGGAAGCACAGAAUCAUCUACAGUGAGGGAAAAAAGUAUUUGAUCCCCUGCUGAUUCUGUACGUUUGCCCACUGACAAAGAAAUGAUCAGUCUAAUUUUAAUGGUAGGUUUAUUUGAACAGUGAGAGACAGAAUAACAAAACAAAAAUCCAGAAAAACGCAUGUCAAAAAUGUUAUAAAUUGAUUUGCAUUUUAAUGAGGGAAAUAAGUAUUUGACCCCCUCUCAAUCAGAAAGAUUUCUGGCUCCCAGGUGUCCUUUUAUACAGGUAACGAGCUGAGAUUAGGAGCACACUCUUAAAGGGAGUGCUCCUAAUCUCAGUUUGUUACCUGUAUAAAAGACACCUGUCCACAGAAGCAAUCAAUCAAUCAGAUUCCAAAUUCUCCACCAUGGCCAAGACCAAAGAGCUCUCCAAGGAUGUCAGGGACAAGAUUGUAGACCUACACAAGGCUGGAAUGGGCUACAAGACCAUCGCCAAGCAGCUUGGUGAGAACUUUACAACAGUUGGUGGGAUUAUUCGCAAAUGGAAGAAACACAAAAUAACUGUCAAUCUCCCUCGGCCUGGGGCUCCAUGCAAGAUCUCACCUCGUGGAGUUGCAAUGAUCAUGAGAACGGUGAGGAAUCAGCUCAGAACUACACGGGAGGAUCUUGUCAAUGAUUUCAAGGCAGCUGGGACCAUAGUCACCAAGAAAACAAUUGGUAACACACUACGCCGUGAAGGACUGACAUCCUGCAGCGCCCGCAAGGUCCCCCUGCUCAAGAAAGCACAUAUACAUGCCCGUCUGAAGUUUGCCAAUGACCAUGUGAAUGAUUCAGAGGAGAACUGGGUGAAAGUGUUGUGGUCAGAUGAGACCAAAAUGGAGCUCUUUGGCAUCAACUCAACUCGCCGUGUUUGGAGGAGGAGGAAUGCUGCCUAUGACCCCAAGAACACCAUCCCCACCGUCAAACAUGGAGGAGGAAACAUUAUGUUUUUCUGCUAAGGGGACAGGACAACCUCACCGCAUCAAAGGGACGAUGGACGGGGCCAUGUACCAUCAAAUCUUGGGUGAGAACCUCCUUCCCUCAGCCAGGCUAUUGAAAAUGGGUCGUGGAUGGAUAUUCCAGCAUGACAAUGACCCAAAACACACGGCCAAGGCAACAAAGGAGUGGUUCAAGAAGAAGCACAUUAAGGUCCUGGAGUGGCCUAGCCAGUCUCCAGACCUUAAUCCCAUAGAAAAUCUGAGGAGGGAGCUGAAGGUUCGAGUUGCCAAACGUCAGCCUCGAAACCUUAAUGACUUGGAGAAGAUCUGCAAAGAGGAGUGGGCCAAAAUCCCUCCUGAGAUGUGUGCAAACCUGGUGGCCAACUACAAGAAACGUCUGACCUCUGUGAUUGCCAACAAGGGUUUUGCCACCAAGUACUAAGUCAUGUUUUGCAGAGGGGUCAAAUACUUAUUUCCCUCAUUAAAAUGCAAAUCAAUUUAUAAAAUUUGUGACGUGUUUUUCUGGAUUUUUUUGUUGUUAUUCUGUCUCUCACUUUUCAAAUAAACCUACCAUUAAAAUUAUAGACCGAUCAUUUCUUUGUCAAUGGGCAAACAUACAAAAUCAGCAGGGGAUCAAAUACUUUUUUCCCUCACUGUAGAAUGUCAUUGAAUGCUGUCGUGUUAAGAUUUCCCUUCACUGGAACUUAGGAGCCUGAACCAUUAUUCCUCCUCCACCAAACUUUACAGUUGGCACUAUGCAUUGGGGCAGGUAACGUUCUCCUGGCAUCCGCCAAACACAGAUUAGUCCGUCGGACUGCCAGAUAGUGAAACCGGAUUCAUUACUCCAGAGAACGCGUUUCCACUGCUCCAGAGUACAAUGGCGGCGAGCUUUAAACCACUCCAGCCGACGCUUGGCAUUGUACAUGGUGAUCUUAGGCUUGUGUGCGGCUGCUCGGCCAUGGAAACCCAUUACAUGAAGCUCUCAACGAAAAGUUAUUGUGCUGACGUUGCUUCCAGGGGCCGUUUGGAACUUGGUAGUGAGUGUUGCAACCGAGGACAGGCGAUUUUUACGCACUACACGUUUCAGCACUCGUGGUCCCGUUCUGUGAGCUUGUGUGUCCUACCACAUUGCGGCUGAGCCGUUGUUGCUCCUAGACGUUUCCAUUUCACAAUAACAGCACUUACAGUUGACCGGGGCAGCUCUAACAGGGCAGAAAUUUGACAAACUAACUUGUUGGAAUGGUGGCAUCCUAUGACGGUGCCACGUUGAAAGUCACUGAGCUCUUCAGUAAGGCCAUUCUACUGCCAAUGUUUGUCUAUGGAGAUUACAUGGGUGUGUGCUCGAUUUUAUACACCUGUCAGCAACGGGUGUGGCUGAAAUAGCCGAAUCCACUAAUUUGAAGGGGUGUCCACAUACUUUUGUGUAUAUAUAGUGUAUGUUCUGUAGUUUGUAGAGUCUAGUCACCCUGGCUAGGCCCCUUCUUCCUACAUGAUCUAGUAAUGUAUACAGCACAACUGUGUUCUUCUUGACCGUUGAACUUGUUUCAGUAACAGCUUGUGAGACAAGCAUGUUUUCCAUUCUUUAUUAGGCUACAUUUUGAGUGUAUUGCUCUGCUGUAGGUUCUUACUGUGCUGGACAGUGGACAGAGUGUCCUACCUGCUAUCCCUGGUCAGUCCUUUGAUAUUAGAUAGAUAGUGUUUUAUUCCAUGGGGUAUAUCUGUCUUGGGCUGCUGGGUCAUCUGUGGUUGGAGCCCCUGCUCUUGUUAUGCAACGCUGGGCUAAGUUGAUUCGUUGGCCUCUGGGUGGUUCCACUGAACUGAAGUGUGUGGGGGUGUGGGAACCGCUACCAAUGACCGACCAGCCAAUCAUACUGUGGGAACACUAUACACAUAGUUACCAACACAUGUAUUUAAGCACGCACUCACACAUACAGUACAUAAACUCACACAAAUACAUUUACGAGCACACGUGUGUAUUACAUCACCACACACCCACACCUUCUCUCUCUCGCUCUCUCACACACACACACACACACACACACAGUGUUGGGUCCUAGACAUGGCAUCUCCUCCAUGGGGCUUGUCUCUCUCUCCCACCCUCUCUCUGGGUCCAUGUUUAUAGUUCUCGGGGUGCCUGUGGGAGGUAGUUAGUGAACAUGGCAAAUGGAGCCGCUGCGAUAUGAAUGGAGAGGGCCUGGAAGGCAGCCAUGCCUGAAUUGAGAGACCCAGACGCUCCACACACACGCUCACAUCUGUCUAAUUAGGCUGUGCUCUCCAGAGAGAGUGGUAUGUUGGCUGAGGACCAGGCCUAGUGUGUCAUUAUGUCCGUGGGAUGACCCUCUGUCCUCCCUCCCAUCCACCCAUCCACUCUGUAUGAGGAGCACAACUGCUCUGUUAUGCUUGGAAAAUAUGAUUUAGGUCAAAUUUGUUCUCACAAAAUCAUCAUGCAUAAUAUAUUACAGUGGGGGAAAAAAGUAUUUAGUCAGCCACCAAUUGUGCAAGUUCUCCCACUUAAAAAGAUGAGAGAGGCCUGCAAUUUUCAUCAUAGGUACACGUCAACUAUGACAGACAAAUUGAGAGAAAAAAAUUCAGAAAAUCACAUUGUAGGAUUUUUAAUGAAUUUAUUUGCAAAUUAUGGUGGAAAACAAGUAUUUGGUCACCUACAAACAAGCAAGAUUUCUGGCUCUCACAGACCUGUAACUUCUUCUUUAAGAGGCUCCUCUGUCCUCCACUCGUUACCUGUAUUAAUGGCACCUGUUUGAACUUGUUAUCAGUAUAAAAGACACCUGUCCACAACCUCAAACAGUCACACUCCAAACUCCACUAUGGCCAAGACCAAAGAGCUGUCAAAGGACACCAGAAACAAAAUUGUAGACCUGCACCAGGCUGGGAAGACUGAAUCUGCAAUAGGUAAGCAGCUUGGUUUGAAUAAAUCAACUGUGGGAGCAAUUAUUAGGAAAUGGAAGACAUACAAGACCACUGAUAAUCUCCCUCGAUCUGGGGCUCCACGCAAGAUCUCACCCUGUGGGGUCAAAAUGAUCACAUGAACGGUGAGCAAAAAUCCCAGAACCACACAGGGGGACCUAGUGAAUGACCUGCAGAGAGCUGGGACCAAAGUAACAAAGCCUACCAUCAGUAACACACUACGCCGCCAGGGACUCAAAUCCUGCAGUGCGAGACGUGUCCCCCUGCUUAAGCCAGUACAUGUCCAGGCCCGUCUGAAGUUUGCUAGAGUGCAUUUGGAUGAUCCAGAAGAGGAUUGGGAGAAUUUCAUAUGGUCAGAUGAAACCAAAUUAGAACUUUUUGGUAAAAACUCAACUCGUCGUGUUUGGAGGACAAAGAAUGCUGAGUUGCAUCCAAAGAACACCAUACCUACUGUGAAGCAUGGGGGUGGAAACAUCAUGCUUUGGGGCUGUUUUUCUGCAAAGGGACCAGGACGACUGAUCCGUGUAAAGGAAAGAAUGAAUGGGGCCAUGUAUCGUGAGAUUUUGAGUGAAAACCUCCUUCCAUCAGCAAGGGCAUUGAAGAUGAAACGUGGCUGGGUCUUUCAGCAUGACAAUGAUCCCAAACACACCGCCCGGGCAACGAAGGAGUGGUUUCGUAAGAAGAAUUUCAAGGUCCUGGAGUGGCCUAGCCAGUCUCCAGAUCUCAACCCCAUAGAAAAUCUUUGGAGGGAGUUGAAAGUCCGUGUUGCCCAGCGACAGCCCCAAAACAUCACUGCUCUAGAGGAGAUCUGCAUGGAGGAAUGGGCCAAAAUACCAGCAACAGUGUGUGAAAACCUUGUGAAGACUUACAGAAAACGUUUGACCUGUGUCAUUGCCAACAAAGGGUAUAUAACAAAGUAUUGAGAAACUUUUGUUAUUGACCAAAUACUUAUUUUCCACCAUAAUUUGCAAAUAAAUUCAUAAAAAAUCCUACAAUGUGAUUUUCAGGAGAGAAAAAAAUCUCAUUUUGUCUGUCAUAGUUGACGUGUACCUAUGAUGAAAAUUACAGGCCUCUCUCAUCUUUUUAAGUGGGAGAACUUGCACAAUUGGUGGCUGACUAAAUACUUGUUUUCCCCACUGUAUAUUGCAUAAUGAAUAUUCAAAAUAUACUCGAAGCAGUUUGAUUAUACAGUGUGUACUCUUUGGCAUUGGAUAUUUUUUUCUAAUAACAAUGUUUAACAGGGUACUAUAAACCAAUGAAUAAUCCCACAGUACAAAGAUAAAGAACUGUCCUUGUUAAACCCCAUGGAAUCUGCUACAAUAUGGAAAGGUGCCAGCAGCACUAACUUGAUCCAGAAAGGAGAGAAUGAACUAACAUAUUUUUUCUGUUUGUUGCCCUGUCUCUGUUUCCAGGACCUAUCCUGCAUCGAUGACCUCUCCAACUCUCUGUUCUCCUCUCCGGCCGACUCUCUGUCAGAGUACGCCGAUGCCCAGGUCUUCAUCCCCACAGACAACCUGGCCCACGUGCCCACGAUAUGGGACAUAAACACACCAGCACCGAGCCAGCUGGAGGUGAGGGGACCUGACUACACACACGCACACAGAGACUCUCUCUCACUUUUUUAUGUCUCAUUCAUACACACUCACACACAGAAAUAAACACGUCAGAAAACACACACAUGACGUUUUCUUUUUCUCACACAAAACAACGAAACAUGCAGCAGUGCCUUCAUAAAGUACUCAUACCCCUUGACGUAUUCCUCAUUUAGUUGUUACAGCCUGAAUUCACAAUGGAUUCAAUAUAAUUCUUUUUCUCACCCAUUUACGCACAAUACCCCAUAAUCCUCUGUAGCUCAGCUGGUAGAGCACAGCGCUUGUAAUGCCAGGGUAGUGGGUUCGAUCCCCGGGACCACCCAUACACAAAAAAAUUAAAAUAAUGUAUGCACGCAUAACUGUAAGUCACUUUGGAUAAAAGCGUCUGCUAAAUGGCAUAUUUUUGUAAAUGUAUUGAAAAUGAAAUACAGAAAUAUCUAAUUUACAUAAGUAUUCACACCCCUGAGUCAAUACUUUGUACAAGCACCUUUGGCAGAGAUUACUGCUGUGAGUCUUUCUGGGUAAGUCUCUAAGAACUUUCCACACCUGGAUUGUGCAACAUUUACCCAUUUUUAUUAUUUUCAAAAUUCUUCAAGCUCUAGCAAAUUGGUUGUUGAUCAUUGCAAGUCAACCAUUUUCAGGUCUUGCCAUAGAUUUUAAAGUAGAUUUAAGUCAAAACUGUAGCUCGGCCAGCUCAGAACGUUCACUGUCUACUUGGUAAGCAACUCCAGUGUAGAUUUGGCCUUGUGUUUGAGGUUAUUGUCCUGCUGAAAGGUGAAUUCAUCUCCCAGUGUCUGGUGGGAAGCAGACUGAACCAGGUUUUCCUCUAGGAUUUUGCCUAUGCUUAGCUCCAUUGCAUUAAUUGCUUUGCCAUAUUUUUUUGUGGCAUUACUUUAGUACCUUGUUACAAACAGGAUGCAUUUUGGGGAAUUCUGUACAGGCUUCCUUCUUUUUACUUAGGUUAGAUUGUGGAGUAACUACAAUGUUGUUGAUCCAUCCUUCUAUCACAGCCGUUUAACUCUUAACUGUUUUAAAAUCACCAUUGGUCUCAUGGUGAAAUCCCUGAGCGGCUUCCUUCCUCUCCGGCAACUGAGUUAGGAAGGACACCUGUGGCUUUGUAGUGACUGGGUGUAUUGAUACACGAUCCAAAUUGUAAUUCAUAACUUCACCAUACUCAAAGGGAUAUUCAGUGUCUACUUUUACAUUUUUUUACCCAUCUACCAAUAGGUGCCCUUCUUUGCAAGGCAUUGGAAAACCUCCCUGGUCUUUGUGCUUGAAUCUGUGUUUGAAAUUCACUGCUCGACUGAGGGACCUUACAGAUAAUUGUAUGUGUGGGGUACAGAGAUGAGGUAGUCAUUUAAAAUCAUGUUAAACAUGCCAUUUAUUAUAGGACUUCUUAAGCAAAUGUUUACACCUUAUUUAGACUUGCCAUAAUAAAAAAGUUGAUUACUUAUUGACUCAAGACAUUUCAGCUUUUAAUUUUUUUAUUAAUUUGUAAACAUUUAACAAAAACAAUUCCACUUUGACAAUAUGGGAUAUUAUGUGUAGGCCAGUGACCAAAAAUCUCAAUUUAAUCAAUUUUAAAUUCAGGCUGUAGCACAACAAAUUGUGGAAAAAGUCAAGGGGUGUGAAUACUUUCUGACGGCACUGUACAUGCUUCACCACACACUACUACCUAGAUAACUAACACCACUAUGCUCAUACCCACACAUACACACUCACUCAAAAAAAAUAAAAGACAAAAUGUCUGUGUGCUUAACACUAAACAGCAAUUCUCAAAUACACAUAAAAUGUACAGUAGGGCAGUUGGUAAAUGUUGCCUCUAACCACUGAUCCAGGGUCAGAUAUGUUUACAACCCAUCUCUGUAUAGAGGGCAUCUUAUCGAAUAAACUCAGAAAUGGGAAUGUUUGAGUAGUUUGAGUCUUUGUAUUUUUUCUAUUGAUUCUGUUGUUAUUUUCUCCAUUAUCUAGCUGACUCAUUAUCUAGCUGACUGUCACUGUCAAGAUGACUAAUCACUCUCUCUUAUGUUGUGUGUUUCCAGAAGUUCCCACAUUCUUGACACACACUCACUCACCACUGUGUGACUGACAUCUUUUCAUUUGUUUUUGUUUGUUCUCCCUGCAGCUGAAUGCCAACAGGUUUCAGGGUUUGAGCAGUUUUGAGGAUAUCUCAGCCAUUAUCAGCACCCCACCUUUGGGAGGAUACCAGGUAGCCUCAACCCUCCAAAUCUAAUCAGACCUAAAUUAGUCAAGUGACUGACUGAGGGCCCCAUUUUCACAGGCAUAAGAAUGUGGAGAUGGAGCCAACACUGACUGCAUCAUUUUAAAUAUGCGGCACUAAAUUCAAAAUGAGAUUGGCGUAAAUAUUUUAAUUCAAGUGAAUUGUUGCUGUAUUUUUGCGGCCGUUCCAAAAACAGGUUUUGAAAUAAUAUAUUGAGUAAAACGGUCGGUUUUGGUAACUUCUCUGUCAAAAUGAAGCUUCAUAUGUGAGGCUUUGAUCUUCAGAGUCCCUCCUAGAAACACUGCAGGCCAAUGAUCUGAUGUCCAAUCAGGCUCCCAAUUGACAUGAAUUAAUUCACCUUAUGAAUUAACCUAACUAAUUAACAUCAGGACAAGUAACUCUAGGUUAAUUAUGUCCAAUUAGCAAUCUGUCCACCCUUUGACUUGUAACCAUCCACAAAUAUUUAGUUUGUUCAUUUCACCUCACAUCUAUCUUGUUUUGUCUUGUCCAGUUGGUUGAGGAUAUUUUACUGACAUCUCUUCCUCAUCUGCACUGAUCUGAAACGAAAACAGGGGCAUUUGCUUUCACCUGUCCAGUUCUAUUAUAUCAGUGUAGAUGACGAGGAGACCAGUAAUGGACAGGAUAUUAACUAAAUGUCCUAUGUCCCCUUGCUUCUGCAGGCUCAGAGAACCCAGACUCCGGCAGAGGAGGAGGCAGAGGAGGAGGAGGAGGAGACUGAGGAGCUGGGACAUGUAGACACCUACGCCGACUACAAACCAUCCAAAUGUACGCUGCCCUACACUAACCUAUUUAUCCUGUUUUAUUAGUUUCCUUUGUGGAAGGAAUUCUAAUGUUGCAAUAGUAAUAUUUUUCUGUGGUAUUAGUACACAGUUUCCUCAUAAUAAAAGAAUAAUACCAUCUGAUACUGGUAGUUAGUCUGUGAGGGGCUGAGUAAGGUUUUGUCUGUCUAUUCAAUCUUUAAUCUAUUUUGUCCUUCCUCAGCCACCAUAGGGAUCUCCCACCCAGACAAAGUGGUGGAGACCAACACGCUGUCCAGCGUCCCUCCUCCUGACAUCACCUACACUCUGUCCAUUCCUGACUCCACCAUCAACUGUGGCCUGCUCUCUGCCCUGCAGCUAGAGGCCGUCAUCUACGCAUGCCAGGUAACACACCUCUCGAUCACCUCUGACCCCUAACCUCACACAUCUGGUCUGACCGGAACAAGUUCAAGUUUGUUCUUGGGAACUACAGUAUGUGGGUCAUGCAAAAAAGGGUUGUUUAUACAAUGGUUUUAAACAACUGUUUUUGUUGUAUUACCUACUUCAGCUGUGCUUUUGAUAUCUCUCUGUGUAAGACGUUUGUUCAAUGGGAUGCUGUUGUUUUAUUCAUUCCCGGUCUUCAUAAGUGUCUACUAGAUGACUAGAAUGUGAAGUGUUCGUUAGUGUUUCUACUUGAUAGUGCGAGGACACAUGAGUGACACUGUGCUCCCUGUGUGUUCCUAGCAACACGAGGUAAUCCUGCAGAACAACCAGAGAGCAGGCUUCCUGAUAGGAGACGGGGCCGGAGUGGGUAAGGGCCGCACGGUGGCCGGCAUCAUCCUAGAGAAUUACCUAAAAGGAAGGAAGAAAGCAUUAUGGUAAGACACAAGAUUUCUCGUACUAUUACUCCACACAAUACAUUACCCAGCCUAGCUCUGUUUCUCCCUACCUAAUAGGUUUCUCCUACCAUUAUGUAGGUGCGGAUCUCCCUGUCUAACAGAUUUAGAUUGAAUGGUUUUGAUUGUAAAACGUUAGUUGUAGUGGAUAUUGCUUCAGGAAGGGGCCUUUGUGACCUACAUUAGAACCAUCACUGAUAGUCAGUGCUAUUGAUUACUACAAACUCUAAAACAAACCUAUUCAGUUGUGCUCCACAAUUGUUUUGUAAAGAUGCUCUCAUUCUCCUCUUUCCCCACACAGGUUCAGUGUAUCCAAUGACCUGAAAUACGACGCAGAGAGAGAUCUCAAAGACAUAGAUGCUCCCACUAUUCCUGUGCAUGCCUUAAACAAAGUGAGUGUUUAAGGAAAAGCAAACCACACUCCAGAACAAUAUUCAUUCUCAAUCAUUCGUAUCCAUCAGAUAUACUGAAUGUCUUUCCCUGGCGUAACCUGUGAUUGUGUUAUUUCCAUGUAGAUAAAGUAUGGCGACACAGCUACCUCAGAAGGAGUCCUGUUUGCGACAUACUCUGCGCUGAUCGGGGAGAGCCAAGCAGGGGGGCAGCACCGCACCAGACUCAAGCAGAUCCUGGACUGGUGCAAGCCUGGCUUUGAUGGAGUUGUAUCCUUUAUGACCACCAUUACCUGAAGUAUACUGAAUAGUUAGUAUCUAGCUGGCCAUUUUAGAAGAAAGGAAGUCACUGCUCUUCAGACUGGGCCGCUGCAUCCUGACUGCGCUCUGCAGUGUUCUCUUCUUCUGAAGCCCGCGGUGCAGGUGUGUUUGUUCGGGAGAAGAACAUAGUGAUAGGCAGCUGUUGUCGCUCUUUUUUCUUCUUUGCAAAAAGAUCCUUGUACACCGACAUGCCACCAUCGAUUACGUUGGAGAACUGUAAUGAACGGCUCAUCAAAGGGUCCCAUUCCUCAGCUACUCGCUUAAGUUCAGUGGCCAUUCGCACCAUGGUUGCUAAGCGACCAAGCGUUAGUCCUUCCUCCUCAUCUCUCGUGUCCUCUUCUCCCUCUUCUCUUUCAUCGUCGCUUUGUGGCUUUGUCAUUUACCUUCCCUUAGCAUGUCCAGAAGUUUAACUUUAUCUGAGAUAGGUAGCAUCUUCCGCCGUUUGGGCCCAUCCGCAGGUGCUUUUGUCGGUCCAGGCCGUUUCGUCGACAUUAUGGGUUUAGGAGAUGUUCGAAAUUACAAGAUAAUUUGGCCAACUUAAUGUAAAUUUGCCAAGCUGUUUUAUGUACGUACACAUAACUGCACGAGACGACAAAAUGAUAGCACAAUUCGUAGCAUGUUUUGAUACAAGAAGCGGGAGUGAGUUUUUAGCGAAUCAGAAUGCAGAGCACAAUGCACCAAAAAAAAAAAAAAUGCAUUAUGAAAAUCCGCGAAAUAGCGAAUCCGCGAUAAGUGAACCGCGAAGUGGCGAGGGAUCACUGUACUUCAUCUUUUAUCCGCUAAUAAUUACUAACCCCAAACCCUAAAAUAAGAACAUACUUGAUCAAUAGUUUGGAUGAUAUUGCCACUUUUGUCAGUUCUAGCAUGGCAUCUAGCCCAGUAACUAGUGAUAGGGGAGCAUACCUCAAUGUUUACAGUUCACAUUGUAGCUGCAGUACUUUGCCCUUGACUGUGUUCCUAGAUUGUGUUUGACGAAUGCCACAAGGCCAAGAAUGCCACGUCCACCAAGAUGGGCAAGGCCGUGCUGGACCUGCAGCACAACCUGCCGCUGGCCAGGGUGGUUUACGCCAGUGCCACAGGUGGGCCUUUCUCACACUGUACCUGGACCACUGUUUGUUUUCACUUUCACUAUCGCUCCUUCUCACAAUGCCUGUACUUUAGGACUGUUUGUCUACCUGUUCCUAUCUCAGUUUUUCCCUUUUUCAUCUCAUUCAGACUGUAUGUGUCUUGCCUCUUCCUCUCUCUCCCUGUCUUUCUUUACAUUUAUCUGAGUCUCUUAGCUACUCUCUCUCUCUCCCUCCCUCCCUCUCUCUCUCACCCUCUCUUUCUCUCUCUGUAUCAACAUCUCACCCCUGCUUCUCUGUCUCCCUCCAGGUGCCUCUGAGCCAAAGAACAUGAUCUAUAUGAGCCGCCUGGGAAUCUGGGGUGAGGGCACGCCAUUCAAGACCUUCGAUGACUUCCUGCACGCCAUCGAGAAGAGGUCUGACCUUAUUCCACACGUCAUUUACCUGAUUUAUGUCACUGUAUUACCUGUAUCUUAUUAUUCAAAUGUAUAUGAAUAUCUGUUGUGAGAAUGACAUCUCAUAAGGGUGUGGGUACCAGACCGGUCCUGGCUUCCAGGAUUCAGCAUCGCUGACAGGCUGUCUGUGGGUUUGAUUUUUGAUUGACAGGGGUGUGGGGGCCAUGGAGAUUGUUGCCAUGGACAUGAAGGUGAGUGGGAUGUACAUCGCCCGGCAGCUGAGCUUCUCAGGGGUGUCCUUCCGCAUCGAGGAGAUCGGCCUGGAUGACGACUUCAAACUGGUCUACAACAAAGCUGCCAAACUGGUAAGACUAACUUGAUAGUGUGUGCGUGUUGAUUUAAUUUAUUUGCUAUGUUUAUUUGGACAGGGACAAUGUAGAACAAAAACAUAAGUCUCAGAAGUGAGAAGUGAUGCGUUGCAAUGUUGAUACGUUUCAAAACAAGUCAAGACAUGACACAAAGUAAUUUAAAUGAUAGCUGGAAGAGAUGGAGACCCGCACACUGUCGAAAAAGAGGAAUAAAUCCAAAACUGAGGCUUAAAUGUAAAAAUAAAGAUGUUUUAGUGGGACAUCAUGGUGCCCAAAAGCUCACUGUGCAGAAAAGUGCAGAAAUAAGAGGUGAAAACAAAAUACUAAAGUUUUGGCAUCAAGCCAUCAUCAGUGUGAAUGGUGAGCACACAGCCAAGCUUCUAUUUGAGGUGAAUUGCAUAUGUCACAUGAUCUAGUGAGCAAAUCUAUACAUGCAAACAAGUACAUUAAAUUAAUUAAAGUACAUGAGCGGACAGAGAAAUAUCAAAAUGUUUGCUUUUGCAUAUACCAUGUGAACAUUUCCUAUAGAAUAAAUAACACAGGAUUGUAAUGGGUCUAAAAGACCAGAUUGUAGAGUGAUGUCCCAAUAAAACAUCUUUAUUUUUGCAUUUAUGCCUCCGUUUUGGAUUUAUUUCUCUUUUUCAAGAGUGUGCGGGUCUCCAUCAUUUUCACAUUAAAGUCAUUGCACAUAUUGCUGUUGGACCUGAUUUUAAUAUUUGAGUUUUAAAACACAUGAUGAUGUGAGAUUGUCUGUGUAUGUAAAGAGAUGUGUGCAGGAAAACUGACCUAUAUAUGCUUGUCCUCAGUGGGCGGAGGCUCUGGCCGUGUUCAUGCGUGCGGCGGACGAGCUGUGUCUGGUCAGCAGGAAGUCCCUGUGGGGUCAGUUCUGGUCGUCCCACCAGCGCUUCUUCAAAUACCUCUGCAUCGCCGCCAAGGUUCGCUGCCUGGUGGAGCUGGCCAAGAAAGAGCUGGAAGCUGGCAAGGUGAGACUGUUAUGUUCAUUUAUUCAGCCUUUAUUUAACUCUGUACUCAGCCUCUGAUUUGCUUCCAAGAGGUUAGGAGUCACCAUAUAGCUGAACUUGGUAUCCUAAGUGACCUCUAGGUGACCUCCCUGAGGCCAAGGGUCAAUGGCUGUAAAUUCAGCCAUUGAUGGUUUCAAAUGAUCGAGACAUCUAGUAUACAGUGGGGGAAAAAAGUAUUUAGUCAGCCACCAAUUGUGCAAGUUCUCCCACUUAAAAAGAUGAGGCCUGUAAUUUUCAUCAUAGGUACACGUCAACUAUGACAGACAAAUUGAGCAAAAAAAAUCCAGAAAAUCACAUUGUAGGAUUUGUAAUGAAUUUAUUUGCAAAUUAUGGUGGAAAAUAAGUAUUUGGUCACCUACAAACAAGCAAGAUUUCUGGCUCUCACAGACCUGUAACUUCUUCUUUAAGAGGCUCCUCUGUCCUCCACUCGUUACCUGUAUUAAUGGCACCUGUUUGAACUUGUUAUCAGUAUAAAAGACACCUGUCCACAACCUCAAACAGUCACACUCCAAACUCCACUAUGGCCAAGACCAAAGAGCUGUCAAAGGACACCAGAAACAAAAUUGUAGACCUGCACCAGGCUGGGAAGACUGAAUCUUCAAUAGGUAAGCAGCUUGGUUUGAAGAAAUCAACUGUGGGAGCAAUUAUUAGGAAAUGCAAGACAUACAAGACCACUGAUAAUCUCCCUCGAUCUGGGGCUCCACGCAAGAUCUCACCCCGUGGGGUCAAAAUGAUCACAAGAACGGUGAGCAAAAAUCCCAGAACCACACGGGGGGACCUAGUGAAUGACCUGCAGAGAGCUGGGACCAAAGUAACAAAGCCUACCAUCAGUAACACACUACGCCGCCAGGGACUCAAAUCCUGCAGUGCCAGACGUGUCCCCCUGCUUAAGCCAGUACAUGUCCAGGCCCGUCUGAAGUUUGCUAGAGUGCAUUUGGAUGAUCCAGAAGAGGAUUGGGAGAAUGUCAUAUGGUCAGAUGAAACCAAAAUAGAACUUUUUGGUAAAAACUCAACUUGUCGUGUUUGGAGGACAAAGAAUGAUGAGUUGCAUCCAAAGAACACCAUACCUACUGUGAAGCAUGGGGGUGGAAACAUCAUGCUUUGGGGCUGUUUUUCUGCAAAGGGACCAGGACGACUGAUCCGUGUAAAGGAAAGAAUGAAUGGGGCCAUGUAUCGUGAGAUUUUGAGUGAAAACCUCCUUCCAUCAGCAAGGGCAUUGAAGAUGAAACGUGGCUGGGUCUUUCAGCAUGACAAUGAUCCCAAACACACCGCCCGGGCAACGAAGGAGUGGCUUCGUAAGAAGCAUUUCAAGGUCCUGGAGUGGCCUAGCCAGUCUCCAGAUCUCAUCCCCAUAGAAAAUCUUUGGAGGGAGUUGAAAGUCUGUGUUGCCCAGCGACAGCCCCAAAACAUCACUGCUCUAGAGGAGAUCUGCAUGGAGGAAUGGGCCAAAAUACCAGCAACAGUGUGUGAAAACCUUGUGAAGACUUACAGAAAACGUUUGACCUGUGUCAUUGCCAACAAAGGGUAUAUAACAAAGUAUUGAGAAACUUUUGUUAUUGACCAAAUACUUAUUUUCCACCAUCAUUUGCAAAUAAAUUCAUUAAAAAUCCUACAAUGUGAUUUUCUGGAUUUUUUUUUCUCAUUUUGUCUGUCAUAGUUGACGUGUACCUAUGAUGAAAAUUACAGGCCUCUCAUCUUUUUAAGUGGGAGAACUUGCACAAUUGGUGGCUGACUAAAUACUUAUUUUCCCCACUGUAAGGCUCACCCUGACCCAAGUGCUCUCGACAACCUUGAUUAAUGUUUUGAUCAGGGGCCCGGAACACUUGGGGAACGAACAGAUAAGCAAGAGUAUUUAUGCCUGCCUGCCUGCCUGCCUGCUUUCCCUUGAGGAGGUUGGCAGAUUGCUACCAACCUCUCCCCAUAUGCAUCUGUCUAUUGUUUAUCUAUUAAACCUUUAAAUAUAGAAGUCUUAUCUUUGGGUUCAGCAUUUUCCACACCUUGAGCAAAUCAAUUAUUCCUGACAGACUGUCAUUUAGAUGGGAAUCUCUGGCCAAGAGGCAUUAUCACAAUUAUCCAAGCAUUUGAUUGGACAAAGAAAAUGAUAAAGGAAAUAGAGCCAUUUGAAUGUUUUUUCCUGGUUGGUAUGUUUUAGUGUGAUGCUCUGCUCAUGUGUCUUGUUUCUCCCCUCCCCAGUGCAUCGUGAUCGGUCUGCAGUCCACAGGAGAGGCCCGAACCAGAGAGGUCCUGGACGAGAACGAUGGGCACCUGGACAGAUUCGUAUCUGCAGCAGAGUAAGUGUGUGUGUAUCUGUGCCCUUGGCUCUCUGAAGCCUUGGAUAAGUAUAGUAUUAGAGCAAAUUGAUCUUUGGCUCAGCCCUGAUUCAACUCACACACACACCACCACAGCUUCCAUCUAGUGUAACCAGGGCUUUCCAGCCUGACGCGCCUGUGGUUUUCACACACAUAAUUUGUUUGUUGCCGGGUGAAUGACCACUCACUGGUUAGAAAGCACUCCCAUUUGUCACUCUCCAGCUACAGUCAAAGGUUCAGUCUGAACCCUUCACUUUUCUUCCUCAGUACACACUACCUGAGGGUGUAGGGUGAAUCUGCCCUUAGACACUGAUCCAAAGUCGGUUAAGCUGUUUCCCUGAUAAUGGUUAAGGACUAGGAUUUGGGGAGGGUAAGCUGAUCCCAGAUCUGUUCCUGCGGUCAAGUUCAACCGGGAGCAUACCUGGGUAUCAGGCUGGAAAUAAUGCUGUAUGUCUGCCUGCCUGUCUGGACCAUCUGAACCUGGGAGACAUGAAAUGCAUAUGAUGAGGCCAAUCAGAGCUUGUCACUCAUCUCUAUAACCUGUCAGAACUGUCUUGACAUCCCUUCAGCCUUCCACAGUGUCAGAUUGAGAAGAUAACCGUCUGUGUGUCUGGUCUUUUUUCCUCAGGGGUGUGUUCAAAGCUCUGGUACAGAAACACUUUCCCUCAGAGAAGCAGAGGAGAGAGAAGGCACGUGGAAACAAGAGAAAACGUACGUCAACUAAAAUACUAAAAACUGUGUUCCUCUGGUGAGGUGUUUGUUCUGUCUUGUCAAAAAAAAAAAAAUGUGGACUGGCUGCACCACUAUGUAAUAACAUAAAAAACGCUAAAAUCCAAAGGGGGGCACUGAUCCACUCCCCACUGUACUCAGCAGCACCACCUUCUUAACAAAUCCUGGGGAGAACCCUGUAAUGAUAAUAAUAACAACGCUAUUUGUGACCAGAUUUCUUUAUGGGGGCUUAUGUCAAAUUUAAUUGACUUGCCUCGUCAAGUCGGUCUCGUCAUGUACUAUUCAGGUAAAGCCACUGAGCCACAGUCUGAAUCAGCUUGUGUGUGUUCUGUCCACUAGGUAAGCCCAGGGGACGGCAGCCCAAAUUCCCAAAGCACACCAUGGUGCAUCUGGGGGGCGUGAUCAACAUCAGUGACGACAGCAGCACGGACACGGACGGCAUGGACACCGACUCCAACUCCUCGCCAGACUCCCUGAUGGACAACAACGAUGACGUCAUCUUCGUCCAGCACACCAGCUGUCACACAGGUACAAUAUUUUGACUCUCCUUCUGAGGGGAAAAGGGGGUGCAACUCAAUAUUAGGAAGGUGUUCCUAAUGUUUUGUACACUCAGUGUAUGUUCUGCAAUGCACACGUUGUGUUGAAGUCUAGGGACUUGGAGAAGAAGUAUGAUAAAUCAUUGAAGACAAAGAAAAUGACAACAAAGAAACUGAUGGAUUUUAGGUCCACUGUACUCUCUCACACACACAGACAGUAAAAGCACUUAGCAGACAUCUGGGGGCAUUUUACCGUGCCCGCUCCCUUUAUGACUGUCUGACUCUGUUUACAGUCGUUAACAUGCCUCUGUCUGUCUGGGGUUGGUUGGGUUCCUACAGCCAGUAUAGAGAAGAUGAAGCAGGGCCUCCUGAUCAAGAUCGCUGACCUGGGAAAGGAACUACCUCUGAACACUCUGGACGAGCUCAUUGACAAGUUUGGAGGACCAGAGAAGGUCUCGGAGGUACGUACACCUUAUCGGGCUGGAUAGGCGCCACAUAACCUUAUGUCAGAGAGUACAUAGUGGGGGCUCUAUCAGAAAAAUGUGAGAUGAGUACCGGUAUGUUUCCUGUUUAGAGAUUUGUCAUUGAUUGUUCAAUUUUGCUCUGCGGCACUCAUUGACAACCUCUGUUGUAGAUGACGGGUCGUAAGGGUCGCGUGGUGCGGCGUCCUGACGGAAGCGUGCGCUACGAGUCGCGUGCGGAGCAGAGCCAUACCAUAGACCACAUCAACCUCAAGGAGAAGGACCGCUUCAUGUGCGGCGAGAAGGUGAGACACUGGACACUAGAACCAUUCUACAUGUAUCUAUCACCAGUGUCUGUGAGUCGAAGGAUCUCACUCAAACUGUGUUUGUUCUUGCUUAGAAAAUCAUGUUCCUAUGACACUGUAUGUUCUGACGGCAUACGAUGGAAUUAUUCUAUGUUCUGUUUUGCAGUGUUACAGUGGUUUGUUAUAUCUUCCUCUCCUCCAUCCCUCUCUCCUUCCCAGCUGGUGGCCAUCAUCUCGGAGGCGGCCAGCUCGGGCAUCUCCCUGCAGGCAGACAAGCGGGUGAAGAACCAGCAUCGGAGGGUACACAUGACCCUAGAGCUGCCCUGGAGUGCAGACAGAGCCAUCCAGCAGUUUGGUGAGUCUGGAGAGGACCAGGGGUUAAAGGUCAGGGGUCUGUUAGGCUUAAGGCGUCCGCAUGCUUCCCAGCCGAAACGGUUCGGAAGAGUUUAUGCAUAUAUUAUGACAACAUUUUAUGAAGUUUUUGUUCCUUUUGGACUUCGGUAAGGUUUUUUUCGGCUGUUUGGGCAUACAAAAAAAUGUCUCAAAGCAAGCCGAAGUCGGUAGCCGAAGUCGGUAGCCCCUUCGUCUGUGAUUGGUCAACAGUAUGGAUUCUUCAAUUAAGUAUUUGUUGUCAUUCAACGAGAGACAACUUGUUUUCAUGCACUUUUUUUCAUUGAGAAAUACUGCACCAAACAUCUUAGAUGUAAAAUUGCCCGACUAAGAUCUCCUCUGCAAAAACGUCAUAACUCCAGAAAUCUGUCAUUAAUUAAUUAUCUUAGAUAAAUUCUGACUAUUUUGAAGAAGUGUAUACUGGCAUCUCAAAAUGGACAAAGUACUAUUGCUGCUUUUUUCUAGUUUUUAAAGCGAAGGUCUUUUAAGGGAGUAUGCGAGCACACUCGUUCGCGGAGUUCGGCUAGGCGCCAGCUGAACUGAAGCAUGCUGAUGCCUUUAGGGGUCAGGGUUAGGGUCAGAGUUGGACUCUCCUCAAUGCAGGUUACACACACUGUCACACAGACGUCUCUCUUCACACAAUCCACCCUGCUAGAAGUGUUGCACUCUAGCCUGAUGAAAUGUCAUGUCAUUAGUAUCGGCUGCCUCUUCAAAUUGCCUUGCCUAAAGACAGAUUUAAUCAUUUUGAUGUAUAUCAAAUUAAAAUAUAUUUUGUAUUUUUGGACCUAUGGAUGCGAGACAUUUUAAUAAUUGGAAUGAGUUACUUUUAUAAUGGUGUUGCUGUGAAACUUAACUUGGAUGUGGUGCAGUUUUGUCUGGCUGCAGGGAGAGGUGUGUUGGACUAAAUUAGAAUAACAUAAUUAGCCUUAAUCUCCUGUACUGUUUGCUAGAUAUAAUUUCCCACCCAAUAACAACAGUGGAAAAGCGGGCGUGCGCGCGCACCCACACACAUCGUGGGCCGUGAAUGAAUUGUUUGCAGUAAUUAGCUAACUGCCUCAGUAAUUCCUUCCCCGUUAGCCGCACUCCCUUGUGACUUGGGGAGCUGAACUCACUGCAUGGGUUGGCAUGUGUGGGCCUGAUUGACAGACACUGUUUACACUCACAACAGCAACACACACACACAGUUAGGUGGCCUAGGAUUUCCACGUUAAGGUCCAAUUCAGAACUUGGAACUUGAAUGACGGGUUUAGCUGUGGUGGGUGGAAACUUGUACCCGUUCCGAAAUGGACCUGGGGCUUUCACACCCGGACUCGAUAUGCAUACAUUUAUUAUUAAAAUAUUGAGACCCGUUCCUGUAGCUCAGUUGGUAUUUGGUAGAGCAUGGCGCUUGCAACGCCAGGGUUGUGGGUUCGAUUCCCACGGGGGGCCAGUAUGGAAAAUGUAUGCACUCACUAACUGUAAGUCGCUCUGGAUAAGAGCGUCUGCUAAAUGACUAAAUAGACCUGGUCUGAUCCAGAUCCGAUCCGAGUGAGGGAAGCAGCAGACCCGAGCUGGUAAAGAGGGAGAGAGGUGCCGCUCUAGAGGCGGGGAACGGCCGUACUGUGAGCGAUUGGGAGCGAGAGACUGCAACCACCCAAGCAGACUCACACUAUAGUAAACUAAUAGCUGCCAUAGCUACGUUAUUUAUCAUCGAAUAUGAUUACGUAGUACCUGUCUUGACUGCAUCAAACUGGGAGAAGCUAGUUAAACUAGCUAACGUUAGCUAGCUGGGCUAAUUUAGGCUGCAGUGCAUGCGCUUUCUAAUCCUAGUUACAAAUAACAUCUCCAUUCAGAAUAUUAAGUACCAGCCUACCUGUUGGCUCUUGGUCAUUGUAGCCUAUCCUUCUCCUUUAACUUUUAAUUCCGUCAUUUUAAUUCCAUUUUCCAUUGAUUAGAUUUCUCCUAACUUUUGCCACACAUGGAGUGAGGCUCUGUGACUGUAACCUAUUGUCGCUUUGAUGACUCAUGAUUGGCCAACAGCAAGCUACACGCUCCACUCUCGUGAAAAGCAAGAGCAGCAGCAUAAAUUAUAAAAAUGUAUCUCUCUCUAUUGCAGCAGUAGCGUUCGGAUCUGUACGGGCCCUUCUGGAUAUAUCAGUUAAAAUUACACAUACCGGAGACCUGUGACAAUCAUAUCAGAUCCGACCAAGACCUGUGACAUUAUUUAGAAUUGUGGAACCGUCCCGCUUGUGUCCCGGAUCGGGAUUCGGGAAGAGGUGGAUCCGUGAAGACUCAGAGACCGAUUACCCCGGAAAUCCACAUUUGCUGACAUCAUCCUCUGUUCAUUGAAAUCAUCCUACCCCAUAAACCAAUGUCUUAUUUUUCUAGUUUUUCCCUGUUGUACACCACUAUACUGUACAAAAAUAUAAAAAAUAUGAUAUUACUGAGUUACAGUUCAUAUAAGGAAAUCAGUCAAUUGAAAUAAAUAAUAAAUCAAUGGAUUUCACAUAACUGGGCAGGGGCGUAGCCAUGGGUGGGCCUGGGAGGGCAUAGGCCCACCCACUUGGGAGACAGGCCAACCCACUGGGGAGUCAGGCCCAGCCAAUCAGAAUGAGUUUUUCCCUACAAAAUAAGAUUAUUACAGACACAAAUACUCCUCAGUUUCAUCAGCUGUCUGGGUGGCUGGUCUCAGACGAUCCCGCAGGUGAAGAGGCCGGAUGUGGAGGUCCUGGGCUGGCGUGGUUACACGUGGUCUGCAGUUGUGAGGCCGGUUGGACCUACUGCCAAAUUCUCUAAAUGACGUUGGAGGUGGCUUAUGGUAGAGAAAUGAACAUUCAAUUAUCUGGCAACAGCUCUGGUGGACGUUCCUGCAGUCAGCAUGCCAAUUACACACUUCCUCAAAACUUGAGACAUCUGUGGCAUUGUGUUGUGUGACAAAACCGCACAUUUUAGUGGGCUUUUAUUGUCCCUAGCACAAGGUGCACCUGUGUAAUGAUCAUGCUGUUUAAUCAGCUUCUUGAUAUGCCACACCUGUCAGGUGGAUGGAUUAUCUUGGCAAAGGAGAAAUGAUCACUAACAGGGAUGUAAAUCAAUUUGUGCACAUAAUUUGAGAGAAAUAAGCUUUUUGUGCGUAUGGGAUAUUUCUGGGAUCAUUUAUUUCAGCUCAUGAAACAUUGGACCAACACUUUACAUGCUGCGUUUAUAUUUUUGUUCAGUAUAGGUCCUCUGUGUUCUGACUGGUCUUCCUCCUCUGUGUGUGUGGUUCUCCAGGUCGUACCCAUCGCUCUAACCAGGUGACGGCUCCAGAGUACAUCUUCCUCAUCUCUGAGCUGGCCGGGGAAAGACGCUUCGCCUCCAUUGUGGCCAAGAGACUGGAGAGUCUGGUACGUGCUGUUGCAGCCUCCUCUACUAAAGCCUGAUCGAUCUACUAUGGAGUCCCAGAACUCCAUGUGUAAUAAAUCCCACUUUUAUUAGAGUGAGGAUUGAACUGCUGAGUUUAUAACUUGGGGGCAGUCUUUCUCCCCGUAAUCCUAGGGCUUCUGACUCCCCUGUUUACUCCCCCACUGUCCCAGUCCUCACCCCCUGUCUUGACCCUGCUUUGUCCUAUUGACCAGACACUUGCAAGGUCACCUGAUGUCACAAACACCUUUCACACAACAUUUCAAACCCAGGAAAUUCCUCAGAUCCUCCUUUGGUCUGAAUAAUAAGGUUAUCAGACUUUGGAACGCACCCAUGUCUGGGUAGUUAUAUGAGACUGCUAUGAGACAGUUUUCCAUAUUUCAUUGUAAUAUCUUUACCCCAGUCAUUUAUUUGCCUUGUCUAUCAGGAGGGAAGGGGGGAGUUCCAGAAAGUGUGUGUUGUCUCUGCCAGGCCUGUGCGGCAAUCCAGUCUCAGAAUGGGAUACGUCAUGCAGGUGUAGGCCGUCAUUGUAAAUAAGAAUUUGUUCUUAACUGACUUGCCUAGUUAAAUAAAGGUUAAAAAAAUAAUAUAUAUAUAUAUAUAUUACAAAAUUCCCAGGGCCCAGCUUCUCCUCUUCCCCUCCUUCCCAGCCGCUGAAUACCUUUGUGUUUGGCUCCCUCCAGAUCAGCAGUGAUCUCAUAUCUGGCAGAAACAUCCCUUUGUUUUUAUCUCAGAACAUUCCUUUAUGUGGGCACCAGCUAAAGCAGCUGCUGGCUUCAAAUGGACCUUCAGUCACAAUCUGUGCACAGCACUCAAUGUCUUGGCAGUCAUGUCAAUUCACUGCCUCUAUGCUUUACCUGUCUGCUGCAGUUGAGAAAGUUGUGUGUUUGUAGCGGGUGCGUUAUAUCAGUCUGUGACGUAAGGCUGUAAAGCUAACAGUGUUUUGUUCUGGUUUCUGUGUCCAGGGUGCAUUGACCCACGGUGACAGGAGAGCCACAGAGUCCAGAGACCUGAGCAAAUACAACUUCGAAAACAAGGUAAGCGCUGGCUAGAACUAUUACAUGUGAGAUCAUGCUUCCGCUUGUACAGAAGCCCAAUUUGGCAUGACCUGUGAUUAGUUGUGUUGGAGAUUCUGGGGGGAGGGAGCGGUGACCUGACCUGUUUGAUGACUGGUUUUUCUGCUGUGUGUUUCUGCAGUAUGGUACCAAGGCUCUGGAUAAGAUCACCAAAGCCAUCCUGGGCCACAUCGAGAGCAAGGUGUCCCCUCCCAAAGGCUACCCUGGGGGUGAUGCCCUGUUCUUCAGAGGUACAUUGAGUGCAUGUAGAACAUACCCCAAACAUUAUACAAAUCCUGUCCUAUGCAAGUCCUGUCCAAAGCUACAUUGAAAUAAUUAUUGUAUUCCCUGUUUCAGACAUGAAGCAUGGCAUGAUGGAUGUGGGUAUCUUCUGCAAGGAGCCACGCUUUGGUCUCAGUACUGAGAAAGACUGCAGCAUCACCAAGUUCCUCAACAGGAUCCUGGGCCUGGAGGUCCACAAGCAGAACUCUCUGUUCCAGUACUUCACCGACAACUUUGACUACCUGAUCGAAAAGGACAAGAAGGAGGGCAAAUACGACAUGGGCAUCCUAGGUAUGGAGACCAACACUCACACUUCAAACAUGACUGAAUAAAAUGGUGCCCUUUCCAUAGUUUGUAAAGCUAAAGAACUCUCCACACUAUUAGAAUUAAAGGCUGCAUUCUAUUGUAUGUGACUACUAUGCCAUACAGUAUAUACUCCUCUAUAUACCAUUAAAACAAAUCCACCUGCCUACUGCAUUUGGCAUUCCUAGAAUGUCUUUCCAAGAGCAGCAACAUGGUUUGGGAUGGUACAGAGUCUCUGUAUAGAGAUGCUAGAUAUGUCUCCUGACUAGAACUACGUGUCAUGUCCUGUCCUGUCUGUUCUGUCCUGUCUGUCAGAUCUGGCCCCAGGUAACGAUGAGAUCUACGAGGAGAAGCAAGAGACCUUCAUGACAGUGGGAAACCCCCAGGACGGACAGGUUGUGCUCUACAAGGUACUCCCAUUGUACACUGGUACAUUAUUAAUGUACAAUUUGAUUAUCUAGCUAUAUUUGACAGUGGCACCUCAUAUAGAUUUGCAUGUUGAUUUUUGUUUUGUAACUAAAUGAGUGCCGCUGUUUGGGUCGGUUCUCUGGUCUGAAAAAUAUACUUAAAAUCUCAACAAGACUAAACCUAGUGAUUAUAUAUUUUAAAAAAUGUCCCACCAUUGCCGCGAGACAACGAGAGCAGUGUUUCCUGCAAACACAACCAGAGAGGUGAUAUACUGUACUCGACAGAUUUAUCCUCCACUUUGUUAUUCUGUACUCUGACUCCUGGAUGCAGUUAUUAGUGCUGAGCGAUUAACCAACAUUUCGGGGGGAUUUAGGUUAUUUAACAACUAAUUGACCGACAUCGGAUCACUUUUUUUUGUGAGCCCAACGUGCCGUUUCUCUAGAGAGAAAUCAAAUAAUUCACUGAAGAAAUCAAGUCAAGAACUAUUUGGGACGCUGGGCUGAAGGGAGUUGUAGUCUUCAUUAAGCAAAUAUUCAACCUAGUUUAGCGCAGAAACAUGGUAAUGAACUACAUUGACCAUAAUCCAUUGCCCAGUUCUUUGCGGCUCGGACAGAGGAUACACUUUUACUCCUGCUACGUAAGAUAAACACAGACUGCAUGAGAGAGUAAUGUACACAACACAACGACGAGAGGGAUAGACAGUUUGUGAGAAUGCCUUAGCUACUUUGAAGAACUAGUCAAAUGAUUUCGUCAGACAGCUCUGCAGCAUACUUGGGCAGGCUAGCCUAGCUAAAAGGAUGACUGAAGACAGUAUAGCACAGUCAAACUCAUUCAACGGAGGGCUGAGUGUCUGCGGGUUUUCGCUCCUUCCUUGUACUUGAUUGAUGAAUUAAGGUCACUAAUUAGUAAGGAACUCCCCACACCUGGUUGUCUAAGGCUUAAUUGAAAGGGGGGAAAAAACUUAGACACUAGGGCCCUCCAUGGAAUGAGUUUGACACCUGCAGUGCAGUAUGGGGAGCAAAGAGAUAACGUUAGAUGGUCUGGCUGGCUGCUACUGCCUGAGCAGAGAUGAGAUGAUCACUUUAAGGAAUUAAAAAUAAUAAAGUCAUCAAAUAAAAACUAAGUAAUUUCCUAUUUUUCUAUUGAUGGCUACCCAAUAUGGACCUGACAGAGAGAAUGGAAUAUUUUCAAUGUUUUGGCAAUUGAAUGUUCACUAUUUCUUGGCUUUGGAAUUUCCUUAAAACAUCUCUAAAAUCAUUUUAAUGUAAUUAUUUCAUAAUGCAUUUAAAAAAUAGUCGAAAUACACCGACACAUUGGUACGGCUGGCCUUUGGGUUAAGCGAGCAGUGUGUCAAGAAGCAGUGAGGCUUGGCAGGGUCGUGUUUCGGAGGACUCAUUGCUCUCGACCUUCGCCUCUCCCGAGUCCGUACGGGAGUUGAAGCGAUGGGUCAAGACUGUAACUAUCAAUUGGAUAUCACGAAAUUGGGGUAAAAAGUACAAAAAUAAUAAUACAAAAAAAUAAAUAGUCGAAAUCGAAAACCGCAAAAAAGAAUCGAACCGACACCGAACCAACCUCAAAAAGCAUGAAUCGCUCAGCACAAGCAGGUAUGCCGAGAUUUAAAGUGUUGGCAUUUCAUCUGCAUGUGGUUGGAUGGUGAGCAUCACAUUUAGCCAGAGGGAGGGAGAGUAGCAGAACGCUGAAAAAUGAUAAUUACUGGUAUCUCCAGCUCCCUGCCUUGCCUGGCCGUCACUGCAGGCGAACCUAGAGUUUACAUUUCAAACCAACACAACCAGGACCGGUUUAGCAGGUGUAGACUUCCAACUCAUGCCAACCCCCUGGCUGGCCUCUGAGCCCCUGAUACAAAGAGCUGUGUGUGUGUGUGCCCGCACAGAUUUCCGCAUGUGUGUUGGGAAUGUUGAAUCGUGCCAACAGUGGGUAUUCGCUGCAUAGUGUCCUCCCAUAGGGCAGCUAUUCUGACCUCUAACCGUUAACCCUUGUCCUCUGCAUGUCACCCCUAUAGAUCAGCGUGGACAGAGGGAUGCCGUGGGAGGAGGCCUAUGAGAAGGUCCAGAACCUCAACAGUCCUGACGAGGGUUUCUACCUCUCUCACAAGGUGAGUCUAGCUGGCUAUCGUAGAGCAGAGAGACGCUCUGCAUGUCUCAGCACGCACACAGACGCACCAGGAAGCCUGUGAUACUGUGAGUACCUGUACCUCCCCAGGGCUCAAGCAGAGCUAGAACAGCUUCCAGACUGUCUGUUUCCCAGAGGUGAAUGACAGUUCAGAAGGGUCCAGGUGCCUCUGUUCUAUUCUCUGUUCUCUGGUGUGGCUCUUUCAUCGCACAUCAAGGGAGUAUAAUGAAGUGUGCAUGUUGUGAACCUAAAGGAGAAAAAUAACUAGGAUUUGAUUCAGUAUUAAUUGUAGUGCCUAGAAUGAACACUAUACACAGCCUCUUCCUUCCUGAUGUUGUUUUCUUCAUUAUACUGUAGUUACAUUCACUUGGUUCAUAAUACAAUUCAACAAUGAAAUGACAGUCUUCUAUAGUCCCUCCAGGCAAACACUUACCCACUGCCAGGUUCCCAGUUGAACUCACUAUAAAUCUUCUGCCUCUUUCUUGAUUUGAUUUAUUUGUGGUUUAAAACAAUUGUACAGAUGGAGUUCAAUUGUGGCCAGAGGAAAACACAUGAAAGUAUUUUACAGAACUUUAAAGUCAUUUCCAUCUCCUAUGUGUUCCUCAGUUGCGGGGGAACCACCCGUGUGUGCUGUUGGCGGAGCAGGGCCGAGGGAGGAACCUUAUUGUCUACAAGCCCAACAUUGGCAAGCAGGCCCACCCAGAGAGCCUGGACAACCUCCAACUACGCUACCGCAAGGUAGGGCUCCAGUCUGACACAGACGGAUAGAAGUCUGUUGUUUGGCAGAAGGAACAGCUAUAGUGUCCAUUGACAUGCACACAAUACAAGGAUUCCACUCGCAUGGCAACAAUAUUUGUCUUUGUUCUUUGCCAGGAAAUGUUUGUUGUGGUGUAUGCUGCCCUCUAGUGGAAUAAACAGUAGUGAAACAGGAAGUACAGUCCUGCGUAUUGUCUAAGGUCCAAUAUAAAAACGAGUGCUCAACACUUUAACAUAAGACUGUGUUGUGUUCCCGUCCUAGGUGACCUCAAACCAAGCCAAGGACAGCUGGGAGAGCCAGUUCAACUUUUCCUUUGGGAAAUGUAGCCAUGCUAACUGGAACGGGAAGUGUAAGAAGAUCGAGGAGGGUCAGGAGUGUCUGCAGGGCAUGCGUCUGCGCCAGUACCACAUGCUGUGUGGUGCGCUGCUGCGCGUCUGGAAGCGCGUGGCCGACGUGGUUUCUGACAUCACCUGCUCCAGCAUCCUUCAGAUCGUACGCCUAAAAACCAAAAAUAGUAACAAGCAAGUCGGUGAGUACUAAACAUCUCCAUAUAACCCACACACACACACACACCAUCACCAAAGUGUGGUUCUGUGAAAGGAAAUCAGAGGGAAUGUCUUGACAAAUUAGUAUUUCGAAUGUAAACCUAAUACCCUCUCUUUCUCCCCUAGGUAUCAAGAUCCCAGAGAACUGCGUGGCCCGAGUGCGUGAGGAACUUCUCAAAAUGGACGAGGAGGUGAAGAGGAGGCGCAAGGAGAAGGAGCAGCAGCGCGCCCAGGAGCAGCGGCUAGCCGAGGAGCGGCAGCUUCAGAACCAACACCUGCUGGCCAAGCUUUACAGCCAGACACAGACCCUGAACCAGAGCCUCAAGAACCAGAACUUGUCGCAGAGCCUCAGCCAGUGCCUCAAGACCCAGAGCCUGGCCCAGGCCAAGCCUCUACACGUCAAGCCUCUAUUCCAGCCCAAACCUUCACAGCUCAAACCCCAGCUCAGCCCAGUCAACCAGCUCCCCAGCAUGGCCAGCCUCACCUCCCACUUCUCCCACUAUCCCCACCACUUCCCCUCCCUGCCCCUCUUGCAACCCGCCCCCUCCUCCACCUCCAAGCCCCCUCGGACCGGGGAGGAGGUCUUAGACCUGACGGUGAGCCCCUCUCCCUCCCCAGACAGCACGGAAGGAGGCCUGGUCCUCGACUGCCUGACGGGGGGAUCCGUGGGGAGCUUUGGAGAGGACUUUGGCCUGGAGUCUCUGAUAUCGCUGAGCGCGCUCGCCGCCCAGAACACUGCACACAAACUGCAGCAACCUCUACAGCCACUGCCACCACUGACAAAGCCACAGCAGCUACAGUCGUCACAGCAGAUACAACCACAGCUACAGUUGUCACAGCAGAUACAACCACAGCUACAGUCGUCACAGCAGAUACAACCACAGCUACAGUCGUCACAGCAGAUACAACCACAGCUACAGUCGUCACAGCAGAUACAACCACAGCUACAGUCGUCACAGCAGAUACAACCACAGCUACAGUCGUCACAGCAGAUACAACCACAGCUACAGCAGCGGUUGGACAGUCCGACUCUAAUCAACAGCGCCCAUCAGGACUACUAUGACAUCCUCAACCUGCUGGACGAUCCAGACCAUCUACCUUACUCUCUGUCCAGCCAGACAACUACUAACCCCUCCUCUUCCUCCAACACAGUGGCUCAAGUCUCGUCUGGCCUCCUCUCUUCCCCCUCUACCCCCUCCUCCUCUCUCUUCACCUCUUCGGCCCUGGCCCCCUCAGAACAGCAGCCACUCCCUCUGGCCAACGGCCACUGCAGCACGGACGCCCUCAUCAAUGUGCGCGAGGUACUGGACAACAUGCUACGGACCAGCGCAGACCGGCAGUCGGUUAUCCAUUACCGGCUGCAUGAAUGGGACUCUGUGUAA